Molecule: messenger RNA, 1617 nt
Organism: Penicillium waksmanii
Lineage: Eukaryota; Fungi; Ascomycota; Eurotiomycetes; Eurotiales; Aspergillaceae
Product: nucleobase cation symporter-1 family protein
Exons: 4
Coding region: 1-1617 (538 amino acids)
Biological process (GO): nucleobase transport; transmembrane transport
Cellular component (GO): plasma membrane
Molecular function (GO): nucleobase transmembrane transporter activity
Source: RefSeq, a predicted model, not a curated record
AUGCACUUCUCUUGGCCUCAUCUCCGCGUCCCAAAGGCUCGCUCGGCCUUUGCAGAGGGAAAUGCUCGCUGGACUAAUCGUGAUCUUGAUCCGAUUGCUCGUCUUGAUCGCAAGUGGGGAGUUGCGAGUCUCAUAGCUUACUGGAUUUCCGAUGCCUUCAACGCCGCUACUUGGCAAUUUGCCAGUAGUAUUAUCGCGGUCGGAUUAACCUACCGCGAGGCCCUCGCGAUCGUGGCCAUCUCCUUCUUCAUCAUGUCCUUCGUCAUUGCGGGGAACGGUGCGGUCGGCGCCAUUUACCACGUCCCUUUCCCCGUCAUUGCACGCGCCAGCUGGGGCUUCUGGGGCUCAUAUAUUGCCAUUAUCUCCAGACUCAUCCUUGCAAUCUUCUGGUUCUCGAUUCAAAAUGUAAAUGGAGCCAAUGCGGUCCGAGUCAUGAUCGGAGCCAUCUGGCCGAGCUAUCUGACGCUGCACAACGAUAUCCCCGAAUCUCAGGGCAUCACGACCAAUACUAUGAUCGGGUUUCUCAUUUUCUGGAUCGUCCAACUCCCUUUUCUCUGCUUACACCCCAACCGACUGCGUUGGCUAUUCACCGUGAAAUCCGUCCUGGUUCCCAUCGCGUGGAUCGCCAUUUUGAUUUGGGCCUUUGUAGCAGAGAAAGCCAACAUGACCAGUGUGCUUGGAAACUAUGCCACACUCAGUGUUAACCAGUCGGAUUUCUCCCGCUAUUCGCGCGUCAGCCCUCGAUGGCAACUUCUCUAUAUUCCCAUGCUACCAAUCGUCUUCACUUUCAUCUCAUUCAUUGGUAUUGCAGCAUCAUCCGCCGGCCAAGCCCAUUAUAACCUAGCAGAGCUCCCCUGGGACCCACUGGUUCUCAUCAGCUACUGGCCAAACCGGGCAUGUCGGUUCUUCGCUGGUUUCUCAUUCGCCCUCGCAUCGUUGGGUGUUAAUAUCUCGGCCAAUUCCAUAUCAGCCGCCAAUGAUUUCACAGCUCUUGCCCCCGAGGUACUUAAUAUUCGUCGUGGUCAGAUACUCUGUGCCAUAUUGUCGUGGGCCCUCGUCCCUUGGAAGAUUCUGGCAUCGGCAGGUAACUUCCUCACAUUCAUGUCUGCGUAUGCGAUCUUUCUCGGUCCCAUUGCGGCAAUCAUGUUGUUUGACUUUUGGGUCGUCAAUCGUCGUCGAUACGAUUCUCUGGCACUAUAUCAGCCCUGGAACCCGAUUUACCGGUAUAACUGGAAGCUUCCUGGUUUAUCACGAUCGAUAUACGGCAUAAAUUGGCGCGCUCUUGUCGCCUUCCUGGUCGGCGUCGCCCCGAAUCUACCCGGUCUCAUUAAUGCGGUUAACCCAAAGAUUGAUGUUGGAGUAGGUGUGCAUCCGUAUCAAUUCGGUUGGCUACUGGGCUUCUUUGCGACGGCCCUGGUUUAUCUAGUCCUGUCUCGGUUCUUCCCUGCCGAGGAAGCAAAGAUCGAUCGCGCAAUACUACCCGAGGAAGUCUACGAAGGAGCAGAUACUAACGUUGUUGUGGAGGGGUUGGAUACAGAUGCUAGUAGCACGGAGAAAGCAGCGGCACCGGCGGUAGAGAAGCAGCUGCCCGGUGACUUCAGCACGAAGAUUGUUUAG